UCAACUGGCUCUCACCGCGGCCUCCAUUUUGCAGCAGUGUUGCUAACCAGCUGCUUCCACUCGCGGUGCAGCGUUAGUAAAUAAAGUGCAUUCAAGGGUUGUUUUCAAUCUGAAGAAGUACUUUCAUGGAUAAAACUAUGGCUGACCCAUCAGCAGACGUGGAGGUUGUGGAGGGCGCCGAGAUCCGCAAACUGUCGGAGCUGAGAGUUAUCGAUCUGAAGGCCGAGCUGAAGAAACGAAACCUGGACACCACGGGCGUGAAGAGCGUGCUGUCGGAGCGGCUGAAAAAGGCAAUCGAAGAAGAGGGUGGAAAUCCUGAUGAGAUUGUGGUCGCUCCGGAAUUAGCCCCAAAGAAAUCAACACCUAAACGGACAAGCAAAGAUACGAGGCAAGAGAAUGAUGAACCAGAGGACAGCACUAUCGAGGACGAAUUCCUUGAUGGCCAUGAAGAGCUUCAGGAUGAUCAUGAGAACAUGCAGGAAAUGGACAUUCUCGACAUGAACGUUCUGGAUGAGACGGAGAAUGACAACGGGAUACCAGCCGAAGACGACCCCGACAAUUUUCACGAAGACGCAGUGAUGAAUGAAGAGAAUGAUGACAGGGCCCUCGAGUCAGAAGAUGAAGUAAGAGGUCCAGAGAUGGAUGAGUCCGAGAUGUUAGAUAAUCAUGAAUAUACGGCGUCCUCAUCAAUCGAUAUGGCUCAGGAUCCAGAUGCAGACGACUUGAAAGAAGAAACAGAAAAUGACAAAGUAGCCGGGUCUUGUUUAUCUGAGCCGCUUAACGAAGAUCACCACCAGAGCCACGAGACGAGCCCUGAAGAAGAGCAAGCUGCCACCGCCGGAGGGGAAGAAAAUGUGUCCGACAUCAGUGCCAAGUCCGACAAGGCCGCUGGAGAUGUGGAGAGCGACAGGGAUGUUGUGGAGACUGAUUCCAAUGAGGUUGGGGACACGCAGAAUGUCCCAGAAGAGACAUUUGACGCUGAAAACAAAAGCUCGCAGGCUGUUAGUGUAAGCGAACAGGGUGCUGUGGGUGAAACUGUUGAUUCAGAAAUGGGGUCUAAGAAGGGGGAGGAGGAUGAGAAGACAGAAGAGGAAGCUGCUGCGGAUUCAGCCUCGACAGUGAAAGAGUCCUCUUCUGUAGAGGGCGAUGAUCAGACAAAGAGCUCUGAGGAAAAAGAUGGCAAGACAGAGUCAAAAGAUGACAAGGCUGCUGGAAGUGUUGCUGCAGCAAGCAGUAGCAAGAAUCUGUGGGUCAGUGGUCUCUCUUCCACUACCAGAGCAACUGAUCUGAAGACUCUCUUCAGCAAAUAUGGCAAGGUUGUUGGAGCUAAGGUGGUGACCAACGCCAAGAGCCCUGGGGCUCGCUGCUACGGUUUUGUCACCAUGUCUUCCACAGAGGAAGCCACCAAGUGUAUCAGCCACCUUCACAGGACGGAGCUGCACGGCAGGAUGAUCUCUGUGGAGCGGGCUAAAAAUGAGCCUGCAGGGAAGAAGCCAGCAGACAAGAAUGAUGCCAAGAAGUCUGGCAGUGACAGGAGACACUCCACUGACUCCAAAUCUGAUGGAAAGGAUGAGAAGUCCGAGGGAGAAGGAAAAGAUGGCAAAGGGCGAAACGAGAGGACUGUAGUUAUGGACAAGUCCAAAGGAGAACCUGUCAUCAGCGUCAAAACCAAAAGCAAGGAACGAAGCACAAAGAGUCGGGACCGCAAAUCAUCCAGUAAAGAGAAGAAAGACAUCCUGUCAUUUGACCAGAUAAAGGAGCAGAGAGAGAGGGAAAGGCAGAGACAACGAGAGAGGGAGAUCAGAGAGGUGGAAAGACGCAGAUGCACUGACCGGGACCGUGAUCGUGACAACCGUCCGGACCGUGAGCGUGAGCGAAUCCGUCUGUUCCGGGAGAGAGAAGAGAGGAGACACUUGGUCCGGAAGAGACAAUGGCUGGAGUUUCGUGUUGAUAAUCUUACUGAAACCCAUGAACGGUUCGACUCCCAGGCUGAGAAGCAGCGACUCGAAGCCGACCGUAUGGAGCGUCAGUUUUUGGAGCGUGAAAGGUUACGCAUAGAGUACGAGAGGCGACGUGAGCAGGAAAGAAUCCUCAGGGAGCGCGAGGAGCUGCGACGGCAGCAGGAGCAGUUGCGUUAUGAACAGGAGCGACGCCCUGUUAAGAGGCCUUACGACAUGGAUGGCAGGAAAGAUGACUGGCCUGAUAAGCGCAUGGCCAUGGAUGACCGUUAUGGCCGUUCAGACUUUACUCGACAGGAGCGUUAUCAGGACUUCGACCACAGGGAUCGGGGUCGUUUCCAAGACGACAUGAUGGUCGACAGACGGGACAACGCUCGUGGCAUCGGUGCAGACAGAGAUGGUCAGCACUUCUCAGACAGGUCAGAUAGGCAUAGCAGAGAUGGCAGGGACUCCUGGAGUGGACGCAUUAACCCCAGGGAAGGAAGUCGAGACUGGGACUCCAGCCGGAAGAUUGAUGGAGACAGAACAUGGCAAAGUAGAGACGGUGCCAUCCCAGGCCAGAGCCACAUGGCACGUGGAGGAAUGGCAGGCAACCGUGGAGGUUACAUGAACACAGGAACAUCUCAGUCCCUUUCUGGAGCUCUCAACAGACAGAACCAGCUGAUGCAGGGCAGCGGGCUGCAGGGUGGAGCUUUUGGUCGACGUUACUGACGUCGGUCAGUCUGAAGACAGUACUGGGGCUGUUUCAGGAGGUCAUAUCGUGAAGGGUGUGACCGUCUUGGUUUUGUACAUGUUUUUAAACCAGGAAUUCUUUUUUGACACAAUUCCAAUCCAUUUUUGAUGGAGACCUUUAUUUUUCUGGUCGCUUCCUAAUUCUUUUUUUGUGUGUGUGAUGUAGUGUUCUCCUGCCUUUUACUACCAUCUGCAUCAUUCAGUCCAACCCACCUUGUCUGUAUAACACGACUGUCUGCUCACAAGAAUAUGUUUUAUAUGCGGGUUGGCCUGUGGUGCAGAGUCAUGCAACGUCAGAGCUCUCUGUUGUAAAUUCAGGUUUAUAGACAUCUGGACUGAUGGACCUAACCUCACUAGUCUUUUCUCUGUAUUCCAGUUUGUGUCUGAAGCAUGUUUCCAUUCUCAUCAAAUGAGCCAUUGUUGCAAUUAAUUUGUUCAGAGCUUGAGGCUCCUGUUUUGACGUUAUUCUGUUAUGACACAGAGGAUUGGUGAUGUUGAGCUGCUGGAAAAAAAAAAAGGUUUUUAAACUACAUGUCACAUUCUGGUUAUCCAUACUUGUUAGACUUUUUUUUAAAACAUUUCAAUCAGUGCAUUUUUGUAAAUAGUAUUUGGUUUGUGUGAUUGUUGGAUAAUGUAAUAAAAGCCCCUGGAGCGUGUAUGUGUUCAAUCUAUUGAUUGAUAAAAGCCUCAGAUUCAACGUACGGUGUUUCAGUUUUCUGGAACUCAAAUGUGUUUUUAGUUUUUUGUGUUACAUUUUGUUCUCUUGUCUUUCCAUUGACAGUGUUGUUUAGUUGCCACGCUCAGUUCAGUGGCAGGAAAUAUCAGCUUCUGGUGUUUUGUGAAGCUCAGUUGUAAAAUUCACAGGGUAAAUUGUCUCCAACAAUAAAAGUUUUUUUUUCA
Molecule: messenger RNA, 3590 nt
Organism: Morone saxatilis (striped sea-bass)
Lineage: Eukaryota; Metazoa; Chordata; Actinopteri; Moronidae
Gene: safb
Product: scaffold attachment factor B
Exons: 21
Coding region: 126-2669 (847 amino acids)
Biological process (GO): regulation of transcription by RNA polymerase II; regulation of mRNA processing
Cellular component (GO): nucleus
Molecular function (GO): sequence-specific DNA binding; RNA binding
Source: RefSeq, a predicted model, not a curated record